AUGCCUUCUGUUAAUGAGGAAUUGCUGCUGCCCUCAACGCCGGGGAAGUUUAAGGAUAAAUCACAUUCAAUGCACAGACAAUUCUACCGGUGUUUCGCUUCGAUGAGUACGAUGUUCUUGUGGGCUCUUUUCUUGGUGGCGUUGACGGCGUCGUAUUUGAGUUUCCAGUCGUUCGUGGAUUCCGGUAACAAGUACUUCUCUGCCGCGUGGGGCGGCGCCCACUGGGAAAAACAGGUCAAAGCCUCCGCUCAGAUCCACCGGCGGAAUGGGUUCUCCGUGCUUGUUACCGGCGCCGCCGGUUUCGUCGGUUCCCACGUGUCUCUCUCCCUUAAAAAGCGCGGCGACGGCGUUGUUGGGCUUGACAAUUUCAACAAUUAUUACGACCCUGCAUUAAAGCAAGCCAGAAAAAAAUUGCUAAAUUCCCAAAAUAUAUUCAUCGUGGAGGGUGAUGUGAAUGAUGCACGCAUGAUAUCAAGACUAUUCGAAAUUGUGCCCUUCACCCACGUGAUGCACCUGGCUGCGCAGGCAGGGGUACGAUACGCCAUAGAAAAUCCGCAUUCGUACGUGCACAGUAAUAUUGCAGGAUUGGUCACUCUUCUCGAAGCAUGCAAAAACGCGGAUCCACAGCCUGCAAUUGUGUGGGCCAGCUCCAGUUCGGUUUACGGGUUGAACGAAAAGGCCCCGUUUUCAGAAUCGGAUCGAACCGACCAGCCAGCUUCACUGUACGCCGCAACCAAGAAAGCCGGCGAAGAAAUAACCCACACGUACAAUCAUAUUUACGGGUUGUCAAUUACCGGGUUGCGGUUUUUCACUGUUUACGGCCCAUGGGGAAGACCCGACAUGGCGUAUUUCUCCUUCACCCGGAAUAUUCUACAGGGAAAGCCAAUAACAAUUUACCGGGGCAAGAAUCGGGUCGAAUUGGCUCGGGAUUUCACCUACAUUGAUGACAUUGUGAGAGGCUGCGUGGCGUCGUUGGAUACAGCGAAAAAGAGUUCCGGGUCGGGUGGGAAGAAAAUGGGACCCGCACAAUACCGGAUAUAUAAUCUGGGUAAUACGUCGCCAGUGACAGUUCCGAUGAUGGUCGGAAUUCUUGAAAGGCUUUUGCAGGUAAAAGCAAAGAAGAAUGCCAUUACAAUGCCCGGAAACGGUGACGUUCCGUUCACCCAUGCAAAUAUAAGCUUGGCCCGAAGGGAACUCGGGUACAGACCCACAACCGAUUUGCAAACCGGGUUAAAGAAGUUUGUAAAAUGGUAUCUCUCAUAUUAUGGCUACAAUCACGGCAAGUAA
This is a messenger RNA of Fraxinus pennsylvanica, 1287 nucleotides long. The record is from the annotation of a GenBank genome assembly. Lineage: Eukaryota; Viridiplantae; Streptophyta; Magnoliopsida; Lamiales; Oleaceae.